GCCGCCUGCCGGGAGGGCUCGGUGCGGCGAGCGCCCCGCCGAGCCGCCCCCUCCCCGCUCCCUCCCGGAGGGUCCGGCCAGGGGCGACGCCGCCGGAGCAUCGAGCACGUUUCGCGGCCCGGGGCUGCUCUCCGCGCCUGGGCUCGUAGCGCCAUGGCGGCCGCCCGCCCGCGGGAGCCCGGGCCGUGACCCGCACCGAGCCCCGCUCCGAGCCAUGCCAGCAUCGCCCCUUCCUGAGAGCUGCGGGCUAGCCGCGCCGCUGCCCUGAGUUGACAUUGUAUGAGCACAGAAAGCAGCAAUGGGAGUAUGCAGUUUUCUACUGAAGAGGUCUCUCAAGAGCUCAUGAUUUUUUUUCAUCUCUCUUCUUAACAUUCCUCCUGCUCCGCAGACAUGGCUCACCAUGCAAGGCCUUCCAGAUCAGCCAAAAAAGAAGAGUUAGGCAAAAGGAAAACUAACCAGAGCAAAAAGAAAUCUAGCCAAGUGAGAAAGAAACCCACAAAGACUUCCACAAAAGCUGUUAGUUCUGGAAAAGGUAAAAAGCUAGUGCAAGAAAAAGAUGUUAAGAAGAAACAGCCAGAAAAGAAAGCAAUCAUGAGCUCUUCAGGUAGACUUCUCAGGAGCAGUGUAACCAGAACCUUGUCUGGAGCAUCCUGGGUGAGUUUGGAGAAAGCUGACAAUAUCCUCUUUCACAACCAGGAUUCUUUCAGCAUCAAUGGCUUUACAAUGUCUCUCCGUAACCGAUCCUUCUCCCAAAGAUUGUCCCAAACUCCAAUAAUUGCAAAACCCAAGAAAGCUGCAGCACAAAAAACGCUAGAAACAAAGGAAGUACAUGAACAAGAAGCCCUGGCAGGAGUAGAAGAUAAAAAUGAUGAAAUAGCUUUGAAACAAGAUUUAGCUCAAAGGGAGUUAGCAGCUCUGCCUGUACAAGGCUGUCUGUGUAGUGCAGAUGAAGAGCCUCUUAUCCCAUGUGCCAGUCAGGAUGAGGUAGAAAUACCUGGAACAGAUGGCUCCAUUCCAAACAAUCAGGGAACUGAUGAUGGUACAGAAGCUUCAGAGGUGAAAUCUAAGCGUGAAGACCUGCCCUGUGAGCAGAUACCCAGUGAUCUUGGUACGGGUAGUUUGGCUGGAGCAUUUGUUGAAGGUGCUGCGCUGGUGCUUCCGUCUUUUCCUUCUGACCCUGUAAUUGCCUCUGAAUCAAACUCGAAAGUGCAUGCAGAGACCCCCUUCAAUGUGCUGCCUAACAGUACAGAACCUGACUCCAGCUCUGUUGAUACCUCAGGCCUCAGCUCAGCAGUUCUGAUAGAGUCGGUCACACUUGCUAAAUUCCACAUUGGAGCAGGGUUGGACAUGGUGCUACCUAGGGAACAGCAAAACUUGGAUUCUGCAUCUCUAGUUACCUCUGAGUUUAACUCACAAGAACAUUUAUUAGAAGAUGCAAGGUCAUUUGCAGAUUCCUGCUUGAAGGCAGGCUGGGGUUUGGAAUCUGAGAAUAAAGACAUUGGUUCAAAUUCCAGUUCUGUAGCUGCCUCUGAAUCAAAUUUGCUUUUACAUUUUGAAGGUGCAAGCUCACUUGCAGAAUACCCCAUGAAACUGGUUAUGGAUUUUGUACCCAUUCACAGAGAACUUGAUUCAAAUUCAGAUUUGAGCUUUGCAAAAGAGAAUUCAGAAUUUGACACAAAAAACAUAUUUACAGUAUGUGAACCAAUCUCCAAUACCUCUUUAAACAAUAUUGAAGUAGAGGACAUUGAACAGCUUGUUAAAUGUAUCAAUGCAGAGACAUUAAUUUUUAAUUCAGGAUAUAUCCCCACUUUAUCUUCAGAUUUAGAAAAAAGCACAGUUGAUAAAAUCUCUGCUGAAAGCUCUGGACAAUUCUCUGCAGGUUUUGUUUCAGAGUUGCCUUCAAGCAUGGGAAUCUCUGCUCUUGCCUCAGCAAAAGCCAUAAAUGCAGAUUUGCCAGCUGACUCAAGACUGCAGCAUAAUGAUUAUUCAUCACAGCUGGGAAGUGUCGGAGUAAGCUUGAAUUUGGUUCAGGACAGCGUGAGCAACAGCACUGAAGCAGUUCAGGCCUCGGGGCCGUCCUCUCUUAAACAUCCAGCUGGUGAUUACCCUGUUCCAUAUUCAUCUCUGCUGCCUAUGCUGGAGAAAAAGAAACGAAGGCGUUGUGGAGUCUGUGAGCCCUGUCUGCGGAAAACAAAUUGUGAGGAAUGCAGCUGUUGCAGGAAGCGCAAAACCAGUCACCGGAUAUGUAAAAAGAGAAAAUGUGAAGAACUGAAAAAGCCACCACCACCAAUCAAGCUACCCUUUGAGGUUCUAACAGAAAACAAAAGGCCUCAGAGGAGGAAGCAAAGAGUUUUAAAGGCAAAUUUAGAAAACAAAGCAGUAAAUGGCUGCAGACCAGAACUCAUGGAAUGCAGUAUAUGUGGUCAUGGUGAAAAAUACAGGGUGAAGACAAACCAAGCAGUACCCAUUGAAAAUGUGCAGUGUAAGGAGAAGGAGAGAAUGACUGGCUUAGAAGCAGAGAAGUGGGCACACAACGAGAAGCCAUCCUUCGGUGUCCACGUCAACGGCGACAUCCACGGAGCUGUGACGGGCACCGGACACUUGAAACACGCUGAGCACAGUGAGAGAGCAGCCUCUCCCAGUCACCUCACUGAGCCAAAAAAAUCCUUGGUGCACGCCAUCAAAAAUGGCAUCACAACCCUGCAUUAUUCACCCCCAGAAGCAGUUCCUUCACUGGAAGAUGUAUCUGCAGAUGAAAGCAACUCCCACGUGCAAUGGCCAAAGGGUAUCAAUCUGAAUAACAUAAGCACUCAGACGAGUGGCACUGGCUGUGUUCACCCAGAAAACCAAGGGAAUGUUUUAAUGAAAGAGGAAAACUGUACCUGCAGCAUCUCCGAGCAUUCUGAUAAGUCAGUUUUGCAGACAGGUUCCAGCUUGGAUGUGCAAGAAAGCUUGUGUUGUCCUCUGCUGCCUGAGGAGGAGCUGCAGGCAGGGAAGGAUGGCUUUAGAGUACCACAUGUGGAGACACAGCCUGAGAAUUCUGCACUCCAGCCCACUUUCUUGUCCCUGAUUAAAACCAGAAAUUUAACUCUGGAGCAGGUUGUAGCUAUUGAAGCUUUGACACAGUUGUCUGAAGCUCCUUUAGAAACAACUUCACCAGCUAAAACUGAAAGUACUGAAUGUACAGGAGAAUCAACUUCCAACUCGCUCCAUGGUUUUAAAAGGGAUGUCUCAUCCUCCUUUACAUCCUCUGCAUUACAAGAAAUCAAAGACACUUACUUACAGAAUGAGCAACAGCUCUUGGCUCACUGCGCUCCCUCCCAGAAGCAGCUCCCUAAUAAGGCAGUGUUAUACAAUGGCCAAAGUUCAGUGUCUGAAUUGUGUGAUAAACCUGCCAAUCCAGCUGGGGAGAUGCAGAAAUUACAGUUCUCCUCAAGAGAUACCAAAACUUUAUCUGACUUAACAUCAAAUGCAGCAUUGUGUUCAGGAUGUGAUCCCAACAAAAGUUGUGCUCAUGAGCCAGCCACCCUCACAGGGUAUUGCAGUGCUUCAUGUGAUGUCCAGCAAAUAAGGAACAACUUGGAAGCUCCUGGCCAGUUAGAGCAAAAGCCAACAUGUAAUGAUUUGAAAUUGGAAGGUAAUGCUUUGAUUAAAGAAGGAGGAAUUCACAGCCAGGAUGAAGAGGAUGUAGCUGCACAGCUAACUCAACUAGCAGCACUGAUUGAAUCAAACCAGACAAAUGCAGAGCACAAAAAUGAGAUAAAUGCAUCACUCCUUAAUCUAAUAUCACACGAGAGGCCGCCAAAAUAUAACCAAGAUGUGUUGCAUAAAAAAGAAUCUGUGUUAUUUAGGCAUAAUUAUAAUUCCUUACUGUUAAAGCAAAAGCAGGCAACAAGUAAGAAAGGAAAUGGUGUGCCAUGGAAACCAAAACACAAAAAGAAGCCUCAAGAAGCACGCUAUCAACAAAAUAAUCAAAACCAGCUAGAGCUGUUGUCAUACCAGCAUAGUGAAUUGCAGGACAUUUGGAUAUCAUCAAAACUGCACAAGCUUGGUCAAACCAUGCCACAGGACUCCAGGGCAGCUCCCUCUGAAAAGAAAUCUCCAAGAGCCAAAGUACAGAGAGCGCUCAAUCAAAAUACUUUAGCAUCACAAGAAAAAACUAGAUUAUUUCUCCCACAAGCACAGAUAAAAUUCCACAGGUGUUUACCUGAGGCACCGCAGGAGAAAAAAAAAGACAGGUUGUUUGGCUGUGAAGUGGUGAAUGAGCAAAUGAAAACUGCAGGCUCCAGUGACCCACUAGGCACUGAUCCACUGAAAAAUGAAAUUAUUGCACGUAGCCAGCACAGCAACCUGUCCUCCCCUAACCCUCUGGCUGGUUCACAGCUGAAAACAGCAUCCUUGUUGAAAAGACCAACUGAAAACCUACAGAUGUUUACAGAAAAAUGUAAUUCUCAGGUACAGCAAACAGCAAAUGUCAGUCAGGCACAUCCUUUGGCACCAGCUGUUCAGCAGUCUAACCUGAGAGCUAAUGAAACGUGUAGUGAAAACAAAGCCUGUGUGCAGCAGGCCAAACAACAGGUAGAUCUAAAGUCCCAGGUGCUGCCUGGUCCCUGUGCUGGGGCCCAGGUGCCAGGUUCUGCUGGAGCUCUCAGGAAUCUGGAGUGUGUGGGUGAGGUGACCGGUCUGACAUCAACCAGUUUGGGUACUGACCACGCCCAGAGCACAGGCGACUCAGGGUGUUCCCCAGCAAAAAACACGCUCAGCAGUUUCCUUGAAUCACCUAUGAAGUUUCUUGAUACCCCUACAAAAAAUUUAAUAGACACACCUACCAAAAAAGGACAAUCUGAAUUGCCAACUUGUGACUGUGUUGAGCAAAUCAUAGAAAAAGAUGAAGGCCCCUAUUACACACAUCUCGGGACAGGACCAAGUGUUGCUGCUGUGAGAGAAAUUAUGGAGAACAGGUAUGGAGCAAAAGGAAGUGCUGUAAGAAUAGAGGUAGUGGUUUAUACAGGAAAGGAAGGAAAAAGCUCUCAGGGGUGUCCAAUUGCCAAGUGGGUGAUCCGAAGAAGCAGCGACGAGGAGAAGCUGCUGUGCUUGGUGCGGCAGCGCGCGGGGCACCACUGCCAGACAGCCGUGAUCGUGAUCCUGAUCCUGGCCUGGGAGGGGAUCCCGCUGCUGCUGGCCGACACGCUGUACAAGGAGCUGACCCAGAGCCUGCGCAAGUACGGCUGUCCCACGGGCCGGCGCUGCGCCCUCAACGAAGAUCGUACAUGUGCAUGUCAAGGACUUGACCCAGAAACUUGUGGAGCAUCCUUCUCAUUUGGCUGUUCAUGGAGUAUGUAUUUCAAUGGCUGUAAGUUUGCCAGGAGCAAAAACCCCAGGAAAUUUAGGCUUCUCACUGAUGACCCUAAACAAGAGGAACUUCUUGAAAACAAUUUGCAGACGUUAGCUACUGAUGUGGCUCCGGUUUAUAAGAAGCUUGCUCCAGAAGCUUUCCAGAACCAGGUGGAGAACGAGCACAUGGGCCCCGACUGCCGGCUGGGCUCCAAGGACGGGCGGCCCUUCUCUGGUGUCACGGCAUGCAUCGAUUUCUGUGCCCACGCCCACAAGGACACACACAACAUGCACAAUGGCAGCACUGUGGUCUGUACCUUAACGAAGGAAGACAACCGGAGAGUGGGGGUGAUUCCAAGUGAUGAACAGCUCCAUGUGCUGCCUCUUUACAAAAUCUCACAGACAGAUGAGUUUGGCACUGAAGAGGGCCUGGAAGCCAAGAUAAAAGCCGGAGCCAUACAGGUGCUCACAGCGUUCCCCAGAGAAGUGCGAAUGUUGGCCGAGCCUCUCAGAGCUACCAAGAAAAAGAAACCAGACACAAGGAGGACCCCGAGUGAAAAGCAGUCAUUAAUAGAUAAAAAAUAUUCAACACCAGUAAAACUGAAAACUGAAGCCCCAGAAAAUCUUGGCAACACUUUGCGUUGUUUAGGGAACAAACCAGAUGCUUUAAAACCUGGAGUAAAAAUGGAGACUUCCAACCACGUCUAUGCCAUGAAACAUACUUCAAACACUACUAAAAAUUGCUCUUUACUAAAACAGUACACGGCUUCCUCCCCCUUUAAGGUGGAUAGUUUACAUCCUUAUCCAUCUCUCGCACAUAAGUCUGGCCUAACUGCAGUGACUAAUAUUCAACAAGAUUUUUCAGUUCCCUACGGGUAUUUCGAGUGCAGUACCAAGCAACCUCACGUGACACCUUAUGUUAAUUGCAAGAGCUUUGAUGUGUCAGUCAAAGAUUAUACUGGAAUUCUGCUGAACGAGAAGGUGAAUGGCGUGCCACCAAUUCUUCCUGAGGUCACUGCUGCAGGCCCCCCAGCCCAGAGAGAGCCCCUGCCCACUAAACUUGAACAGCAGCCAGACAAGCAGAAUUGUCAGCUUCAGCUGGACAGCUCUCCUUCCUCGGAGAUGAUCAGCCCUUGUGACCCAUCGGUACCGCCGAGCUCCUCGGCAAAGGAUGCCGUCGGAACCGAAGGCGACUCUUCCCGUGGGUGCCCGGUGGAAAAGGGCAGCUCCCAGCGAGGACAGGUCUGUGACUCUGACUGUGCUGAGGAAAAGCAAAGCAGUGCACUGGGACAGGCGGCUGAUUCUGAAGAAAAGGCUGAGGAAUUGUGGUCAGACAGCGAGCACAAUUUUUUGGAUGAUGACAUCGGUGGGGUUGCUGUGGCACCUUCUCAUGGUUCUAUCUUAAUCGAAUGUGCAAGGCGUGAACUCCACGCUACCACACCAAUCAAAAAACCCAACCGCAAUCAUCCCACAAGAAUUUCUUUAGUUUUUUACCAGCACAAAAAUUUAAAUGAGCCAAAACAUGGUUUAGCCAUGUGGGAAGCCAAGAUGGCCGAGAGGGCGAGAGAAAAAGAAAAAGAAGCGGAACGAUUAGGAACAGAGAAUCCUGAAGUGAACUCGAGCAACAGGAAAGCAAAGCAGCCAAGUGAAAACAGAGAUAUUUUUUAUGAAGACAACGAGUUCAACCAAAUUCCAUCGCGCAGAGCGUUAACAGUGACCAAGGAUAACGUGAUCACAGUGUCUUCGUACGCCCUGACACGAGUGGCGGGGCCCUACAACCAUUGGGCGUAGGCGAGGUGUCUGUGCCCUCCUGGUGCAGUCACUGGUGUUUCUCUAAGGUGCUGUUAAAGAACAAGUCUCGUGUCGUUUACUAUUUGCUCAUCUCAACCAUUUUAAGGCUGAGGUAAAAACAAAAAAAGGGGGGGGGAUUUCUUCUUAAACUGUGACUUUAACAUUUGGUGGUGCUCAAGCACAUUUUAAGCAAAAAAAAAAAAAAGUUGUAUAGUUUUAAUACAUUCUGAAAAAAUAUGUUGUUUAGGUUAUUAACCUUGAUUGAAUCAUUCAGUUUAUUACCUUUAGGAAUUUAUAUUUUGGUGCUUUAAAUCGUCUGUUUACUACAAAAAUCAUUUAUAGGUAUUUUAACAGGUUCACAUUUUAUGGUGUUAAAUCAAGUUAUACAGUUACAGCUCUACACAGCUCUUGGUGCUUAACCACAUCAAACAGUUAAAAAUAAAUAAGCUGAAUUAUUACUUCAUGGUGCCAUUGCUUUAACAACUUCCAGCCAUUGCUAUAUAGUCGAAAUUACAGACAAAUCUUUUAGACAACCAAUUAAUUUUGUUCUUUAGAUUCGUCAGUAGAAUGAAGUUAUUGGCAAUGAUGGCUGGAAGUUGUUUCUAAGCUGUAAAUAUAUAUUUUAAAAGCACUUUCUAUUUUUAAAAUUAACUUGAAAUAGUAUAGUAUAAGGAUCAUAUUGUCUAAGAUUUGUGCAUACUCUACAGAAGAAAUGAUUUGUUCUUGCUGUGCAGAGUUCCAUGGUGUUACAGCUGCAGGAUGUAUGCUGACAGCCUGUGUGGUUGUUUUUAACUUGCCCUUUUCAUUGAAGAUUUUAUGUUGCAUUUAAACAAACAGUUAUGAAUUAUAGAACCUUUUUAUUCUUUUUCAGGAGAGUGUACAAACAUGAAAGAGGAGAUGUCUGGUCAAUAGGUGUGUUGCUAUUGGGAGUUAUGAAAAUUAUCUGGUUUUUUUAAAGGCAGCAUUUGUUAUGGUUUCUUUGAGCAAUAAGUGCAUCAGUCUCAUUUGUUUGCAGCAUUCUACGUUAACAGGGCAACCAAAUGUUCCUAAUGCCUCAGGGGUGGGAUUGUUUUGGGAUAAAAAAUACCCCCUAGAGUUGCCUUAUUCUAUUCUGAUAAAAAAAUAUAAUUUGGGAAAAAAUACAAAGGAAGUGUUGGAAAAAUAUCAAAUUUCUAAUGUUAUCAGCAAAGUUUUUGUUAAGAAUAUCCUAUCUGUAAUAUUCACCAACUUUGAGUUCAGUUUUUUUACAAAAAUGCUUUGUAAAAUUUUGAAGCAAUUUAUACAUUUCCCAUGGAAAGGGUUGUAUCCUUCCUUGAAAUUCAUUUCUCUUGAGAAAGUGACAUCACAAAACAAGUAUUUGCUAAACCAGAGGAAAAACAGACACUCCAUUGCUUUUAAAUACUGUAGCAUCCCACUCUUCUUUCUGAUUCUCCUCUCCUAUGUAUUUCUGGUUUAAACUUAUUUAUUUAAACCAAUGACCAAAUGUCAGCGUUAGCUAAGGACUGACCUCUCCUGCACCUUCUUCCAUGAGCGCAGCUGGAGCAGGAGCAGUGCUGGCGCCAGGGCUGGCUGGUCCCAGUGCUGCAGGAUCAGGCCCACACACAGAGCUGUCCCCUCCUCCUGUCCCCUGCCUGGGGACCCUGGAGCUGCAGUCAAGUCACUUGUGCAGUGUGAAAACGUGCUCAUUAAAUACUUGAUAAUAUUAUCCUCUAGUGGUGCUGUAUAGAGGAAUAUGAACUCUCUGGAUCUGCUUUAUUUCAAGACAAGGUGCUUUUUCCUUGAGAAAAAAGGAAAGGUGCUUUUUCCUUUUAUUCCAGUUUCGGUACGAAAAGUACAUCAGUGGCGUUAGUGCCAGUCAGGACCUUGGUGCUACAAAUCCUUGGGUGCGGCUGUAGGUCCGUGGGACUGUUCUCCUGUAGCCAUGUGCAGUGUUUGCAGGAGCCAGCUCUGAGGUAGCAAUCACUAUCUAAUGAUCCUGGCUUCAGCUCUGCACAUUCCUGCUCAAAUCAACAAAGCUAUUCAUGGCAGAGGAUGGAGGAAUUGAACCAGUUCUUUCUAUCUUACUUAUUUUAAGUAAAACCUGUAAAAACCGGGUAUGCUGCAAAUUUUAAUUCAAAGCUUAAUAUUAGUUCAAAUAGAGGAUAUGAAGGGAUUGUAAAUAACGAUAAAACAGAACCAAUAUGAUGCCAUUGUUUUGUACCAGCAGUUUUAUGCUUAUUGACUAUGUAAUAUACAGUAUACAUCAAAUCAUUAUGGUAUUUUGUGUGCCUUAGAUUUCCAUGUUAAAACUUGUAUAUUUUUGGUGAGCCGAAGAUUAGUAGUAGGAAUUGCAGCUGUCCAUACAGUCAGUAGUGCUGUACAUUCCAUAGCUGUUCCAGUCAUGUAUUUGUCUCACCAUGCAGAGAUUCAUUUAUUUGUUUCGCUGAUAGCCCUGACAGCUUCAGUUUCUGUGAUGCUGUAGUUCAGCACUCUCGUGAUAAAUUUUCUACACAAAAUUGGUAACCUACAGAGCCAUCUCUUUACCUUUUAAAUUGUUCAUACCAUUAAAGUGGAUUAUUUUUACUUGAAUCUUCUCCUAGAAAUUUAACUUACUGGAAACUUCAGAUUAAAAUGUUCCAUUGAAAAACCAGCAGCUUCCCUCUAAGAAGUGAGGCACUGAAAGGUGGAUCUAAAAGGAUCCCUUCAACUGGGUAGCCCAGGUCUACCUUUUUUUGAAAUGGCAAUUCUAAUGAAGAAAUGUUUAUCUUAAUAUAAUUAAUACUAUUAACUGAUAGGUGCUAAACUCACAGUUACUACUUCAUUAAUAUUACUCACAUGAGAGAAAUACAUCAUCUAUACAAUAACAUAUCACCCACGGUGCUCUUUCCUUGGCUGUCUUUCACCUAAACUGCUUUUUCAACACGUCCCUACCAGGCAGGUUGGCCACUUCCACUUCCUGCUGGACAUGUAGUGGGUUGUGAUUUGAGAGGCUGAUCCUUUCUAUUGCUGUACUGCAGUAUAGAAAAUGCAUCUAUUUACUGGUUUUACAACUCUCUGCUAUUUCUUGUAACACUUCGGGAUAUUUAUCAGUCUUGUACACAAAUUGCAUUGUUUUCAGUAAGGUUCUCAUUUUAUAACAGUGUUUAUCUCUUAGGAUCUUCAGCUUUGUGGGUCUGUUCUUUCCUUUGCAGUCCACACAACCACUUGUAAUUUGCUCUUAGGUUUUAACCCAAGUCCUUCUUGGAUAGGCAGGUCAGGAGCUGGAUCAAAAAUAAAAGUAGCUGGCUAGGUCAGACCUGCAUGUUUUAUUUGGUUUUUCCAUCAGCUGGCACAGUGUUCUGGGUGAAAAACCAGCACAUGGACUCAGGUGUGGGCUGGCAGUGAGGUGUGCUUGCCUUUGGAGCAGUUUUUACAGCAUGCCAGGAAAAGCUGUCAUGAUCCAACACAGGACACCUCUGACUUCCCAGAAGAAAUGUCUCAUCCCAUUGUUCACUGGGUCCAGUACCACGAAUCCACCUCUGCUGUGGAGGGGAGGAGCAGGGCUUGCGGCAGGACCAGUUCUGUUUGACUCCCUGUGGGAGUCACUGCAGUUGUGAUCAGUUAGACAGUGAAUUUACUGAUUCUUCACAUGCUAGUGUACUGCAGGAAAUGGAAAGAAAUAUUUCUGUAAAUACUUAAGUCACAAGAUCCAAGAAACUUUGUAAGUACUUACAAAUACUUGCAGCUUCCAACCUGUAACAGUUGUAUUCAGAUUUUUUUAAGGACUUUCUAAGAAUCUUAACUGCUGGUGCAGGUCCUUGUGUUACCUAUGACAGUGCUCCUUUAGAUGUAGAACAGGAAAUAACUGUAGUAUCUUGAGCAAAAUUCUAUGUUAAGCAUGGGUAAAUGACAACUUGUCUAGUACUUAACAUUCUUUCUAGCAUACAACUGUAUGGGGUUUUUAAAGUCCUUUUUAAUUUCAUUGCAGUAUUAACUAAAUAUGGUUGAUUAAAUUUGGGUCCUGUUCACACUGCUGCAGCCUUGCUGACUCCAAAAUGCUCAUUCAUCAAGUUUUCUUGCAAUUUCCAUAUUUAUUUGGAUGGAUGUGGACAACAGUUGACCAAUAUCUGUGCCAACUCAGAGGUCAAUCUUGUUCUUUCACUUCCCGUGCAACUUCUCUAAUGUAGAAAUUGACUCCAUUUAUCAAGCAGUCAUCAGCUUUGUAAUCCAUUGAUAUAUGUGGUUGUUUCUUUUCCAUAGAAAUCCUGUCAUUUCUAGGCUGUCAGAAGGAAAUAGCUGUGCUCUCAGAUAUAUGAAAAACUCAAUUGCAUGGCCACUUCAUGCUUUGUGUAUGUUAACACCAGUUACACUCAGGCAGUGUGGGACAAACUCUUUCAGGCUUAUUGUGGUCACUGAAAUUCAGAUUGGGAUCUUUGUAUCUUUACACCAUAAAAUUGUGAUUUAUUUUCUUGUGUGAAAGCUGUCUGCCAAGCUGUGACCUGUAAUUAUCUGCUUUUCAAUAGCAAUUACAGAUGAGAAACAGUCCAGUCACAUUUGGGAAUUCCUGCUUUAUCAGGUCUUGCUCUAACUUGCAGGAGGAAGUGUGGAGGGAAUAUCUUUCCACUGAUUAUUGUGACACCAGGGUACUGCUCUGCAGUGUCUGUGUCACAGCACUGUUCCAACCAGUGAGAUAUUUCAUUGUGGAUAUUUGUACAAAUUCACCUCUUUCCACAGCUCCUCCCCAGGCAGAAAUCUCUCUUUUGGUCUCUACCUGCAUACACUGGUUUACAAAAACACCAAAGGAGGGAGAGGUGGCCCCUGCUCUUGAUACAUGUAGACAAACAAGGUGGCAAGCACUGCUGUCAUUGCCAGCCUGCUG
This is a messenger RNA of Oenanthe melanoleuca, 11962 nucleotides long. RefSeq names its product tet methylcytosine dioxygenase 1 (gene TET1). Gene Ontology annotation, biological process: positive regulation of transcription by RNA polymerase II; oxidative demethylation. Gene Ontology annotation, molecular function: zinc ion binding; DNA 5-methylcytosine dioxygenase activity; DNA binding. Gene Ontology annotation, cellular component: nucleus. The coding region runs from base 391 to 7125 and encodes 2244 amino acids. The record is from RefSeq and is a predicted model, not a curated record. Lineage: Eukaryota; Metazoa; Chordata; Aves; Passeriformes; Muscicapidae. The transcript is spliced from 12 exons.